This is a messenger RNA of Prosopis cineraria, 1651 nucleotides long. Its product is annotated as homeobox protein knotted-1-like 7. Gene Ontology annotation, cellular component: nucleus. The coding region runs from base 503 to 1369 and encodes 288 amino acids. The transcript is spliced from 5 exons. Gene Ontology annotation, biological process: regulation of DNA-templated transcription. Gene Ontology annotation, molecular function: DNA binding. Lineage: Eukaryota; Viridiplantae; Streptophyta; Magnoliopsida; Fabales; Fabaceae. The record is from RefSeq and is a predicted model, not a curated record.
CUUCCAAGCUCCUUUCAUAGUAAUGAUUCUGCAGCUUGCUCCUUUUCUCUUUCCCUCUCUCAUCUUCUCACAGAUUCAAAACAAAAUUUGAAUACACCUUCUUUUGAUCUUUUCCAUCUUCUCUCUCACGCGCAGCGACGCACAAGCACCCGCAUAUAAAUCGUUUUAAUGCCUCUGCAUCUUCCUCUUUCUCAGUGUCUGUAAAGAUCUUUGUUUCUAUCAGUAGUAAGAGCGGAAAGUUUUGUGUCCCAGAUCCCUAUAUAAGGCUUCUCUCUCUCCCUCUCCCCGAAAACGAUAAACCGUCCAAUUCUCUCUCCUGGCAAAACACGAUCUCCCACCAAAGCUCCCUCCUCUAAUUCGUGCCUUAGAGUGGUCCUCAACUCUCACAUCUUUUUCCCUUUAUAAUUCGCUGCCUCGUCUUCAAUCCUUUUCGCGUUAAUCAAUUCACUUGCCUGUUGGCUGUUGCUUCUGCUCUGUGCCUUUACUUCAUUCAUAUCAGGAAAUGCAAUCAGAACCGAGCUUGGGAAUGAUGGGCGGUGGUUUUAACGGAGACAUGACUUCCGGUGACCACCUCCGACAACUCAAGGCGGAGAUAGCCACUCACCCUCUCUAUGACCAGCUUCUCGCUGCGCACGUUGCUUGCUUACGUGUCGCCACUCCCAUCGAUCAGCUUCCACUCAUCGACGCUCAGUUAUCGCAGUCACAUCAUAUCCUCCGCUCAUACGCCUCGCAGCAAACCCAUACCCUUUCACUUCCUGAGCGUCAGGACCUUGACAAUUUCCUGGCACAAUAUUUGUUAGUGUUGUGUUCUUUCAAAGAACAGCUUCAACAACAUGUCAAAGUUCAUGCUGUCGAAGCUGUCAUGGCCUGCCGUGAUAUUGAAAAUACCCUACAAGCUCUCACCGGUGUAAGUCUGGGUGAGGGAAGCGGUGCAACAAUGUCAGAUGAUGAAGAUGAUUUGCCGAUGGAUUUUUCUUUAGAUCAAUCCGGCGCUGAAGGUCACGACAUGAUGGGAUUUGGUCCAUUGCUUCCCACGGAAUCUGAAAGGUCACUGAUGGAAAGAGUUCGUCAGGAACUAAAGAUUGAGCUGAAGCAGGGUUUCAAGUCAAGAAUUGAAGAUGUCAGGGAGGAAAUAUUAAGGAAAAGAAGAGCAGGGAAGUUACCUGGUGACACAACCUCAGUGUUGAAGAACUGGUGGCAGCAACAUUCAAAGUGGCCCUACCCAACUGAAGAUGACAAGGCAAAACUAGUGGAGGAGACAGGUCUGCAGCUGAAGCAGAUCAAUAAUUGGUUCAUCAACCAAAGAAAACGCAAUUGGCACAGCAACUCUCAGUCAGUCACCUCUUUGAAAUCCAAACGCAAGAGGUAGACCCUACACCUGAGGGAUCGAACACCCAACAACAACAAAAACGGUCUAAUUACAACUUUAUGCUAUAGUGUAGCCUUCGAGAUAUACAUGAUGGUAUGGAACUGUGGUGUAACUUUUUAACUCUGAUGUAUCUGUUUCUUUAUUAGCGAGGAAAAUGGUUCUUAAUCCCUUCUUGUAUUUUGUAAAUCGUUGUUUGCAACGUUUCUCAGUCCCGACCAGCUGAACAAGUAUUAGUGCAUUAACAUAUAGCGCUUGCAGUUGCAGGCUUUGCUUUGCGGUUCA